This is a messenger RNA of Pichia kudriavzevii, 432 nucleotides long. RefSeq lists its product as uncharacterized. The coding region runs from base 1 to 432 and encodes 143 amino acids. Gene Ontology annotation, cellular component: actin cortical patch; cytoplasm; actin cytoskeleton. NCBI's taxonomy places the organism in Eukaryota, Fungi, Ascomycota, Pichiomycetes, Pichiales, Pichiaceae. Gene Ontology annotation, biological process: actin filament severing; actin filament depolymerization; cell motility. The transcript is spliced from 3 exons. Gene Ontology annotation, molecular function: actin filament binding. The record is from RefSeq and is a predicted model, not a curated record.
AUGUCCAGAUCCGGUGUCGCAGUGUCCGAUGAAGCCCUAAAAGCCUUCAACGAUCUCAAGUUAGGUAAGAAGUACAAGUACGUCAUUUACAAGAUUUCCGACGACAAGACUCAGAUUGUUGUCGACAAGACUUCUACCGACGACUCCUAUGACAAGUUUUUAGAAGAAUUCCCAGAAAACGACUGUAAGUAUGCAGUUUACGAUUUCGAAUACGAAAUCUCUGCCGGUGAAGGUAAGAGAUCCAAGAUUGUCUUUUUCCAAUGGUCUCCAGACACCGCUUCAGUGAGAGCGAAAAUGGUGUAUGCAUCGUCCAAGGAUUCCUUGAGAAGGGCCUUGAACGGUGUUUCCUCUGACAUCCAAGGUACUGACUUCUCUGAGGUUUCUUACGAAGCAGUCUUGGACAAGGUCUCCAGAGGUGCAGGUUCCCACUGA